GUCGCUGCUCCAUGGAGGCCCACUGCUUAAAGUUCCCUACGUCACGUCCUCCUUUCUCUUCGACCACCGCCAUAGUGGGGAAAGGAUUGUGGAGAAAAUGUCGUCCCACAAGACUUUCAGAAUCAAGCGCUUUCUGGCCAAGAAGCAGAAACAGAACCGGCCGAUUCCUCAGUGGAUCAGAAUGAAGACCGGCAACAAGAUCAGGUACAACUCCAAGAGGAGACACUGGAGGAGGACCAAACUCGGGCUGUAAACAUGAUGGCCUGUGGAUCACAGCAUCCCAACAUCUGCCAGGACCUCCAGCUGCUUGGCCUAUCGUCCUGGAGGGAGCUACAUCAUCUGGAGCAGCAUUUGUUUUGUACAGAUACUCUGGCUGUGCACAUGUUUGACAAUAAAAGAUCACUGAUCAGAUUUGAAA
Girardinichthys multiradiatus is the source of this 418-nucleotide messenger RNA. It is a transcript of the gene rpl39, whose product is annotated as ribosomal protein L39. The record is from RefSeq and is a predicted model, not a curated record. NCBI's taxonomy places the organism in Eukaryota, Metazoa, Chordata, Actinopteri, Cyprinodontiformes, Goodeidae. Bases 98 to 253 code for a protein of 51 amino acids. The transcript is spliced from 3 exons. Gene Ontology annotation, biological process: translation. Gene Ontology annotation, cellular component: ribosome; cytosolic large ribosomal subunit. Gene Ontology annotation, molecular function: structural constituent of ribosome.